AUGAAGUCCACCAUCUUCCUCGCCUUUCCGGCCCUGCUCGCUGCUGCCACCUCCCUCGUCGCGGCCGAGCAGCAGAAACCCAACUUUAUCCUCUUUCUCACGGAUGACCAGGAUUUGCACUACGACUCUCUGAACUACUUGCCCAACAUCCAGAAGACGCUUCUGCAGCAGGGCACCGAGUUCACACGCUACUACACUACCACUGCUAUGUGCUGUCCUUCGCGCGUCUCGCUGUGGUCCGGCAAGUUUGCCCACAACCACAACGUCACCGAUGAGAGCCCUCCGCACGGCUCGUACACCAAGUUCAUUAGCCAAAAGGUUGAUGACAGCUACCUCCCCCUUUGGCUGCAGAACGCCGGCUACCGCAACCACUACAUUGGCAAGUUCAUCAACGGUGUCAGCACCACUCUCCACCAAGCCCCCAAGGGAUGGGAUCACUGGGAACCCCUCGUCGCUCCCAACAUCUACCUGUUCAACGACCCCAUCUUCUCCCUGAACAACGGACCCUUGGAGCGCCUGACUGGUCAGUACCAGACCGAUGUCAUCUCCAACAAGUCGAUUGCCCUGAUCGACCAACUCGCUGCCAACUCGACCCAGCCCUUCCUGUUCGUCAUCUCCCCCACGGCCCCUCAUCAGGAGGUUUACUUCACCCCGAACGGCACCAUCUUCACUCCCCCUGUCCCCGCCGAGCGUCACCGCAACCUGUUCAACGACGUCAAGGUUCCUCGUCGCCCCAACUUCAAUCCCGCCGUCCAGGACAAGGUCUCCUGGGUCCAGAAUCUCCCUCUUCUCACCGACCAGCAGAUUGAUGACCUGGACGAGCUUUACCGCAACCGUCUCCGUUCUCUCCAGGCCACCGAUGAGCUCGUUGCUCGUGUGAUUGACCGUCUCGAAGCCAACGGCCAGCUCGACAACACUUACUUGAUCUAUACCACCGACAAUGGCUAUCAUCUGGGUGCCCAUCGCCUGUAUGCUGGCAAGCAAACUCCUUACGAGGAAGACAUCAACAUCCCCUUCAUCAUCCGUGGCCCCGGAGUUGCCAAGAACCAGCAGCGCGAUGCUGUCUCUACCCACACGCACUUUGCCGCCACCGUCCUGAGACUUGCCGGUCUCCCCAUUCCAGAUGAUCUGGACGCCGCGUCCAUCCCUGUUCUCGAGAGUGACUACACCCACCAUGACAAGUGCGGCCCCACCUUUGCCGACCUCCAUUCGCCCGAGGCGUUUGAUGUCGAGUUUUGGAGCGAUGCCUUCAUCGAGAACUCCACCUACGUCGUGCCUCCUCACACCAACGCCUACAAGUCUGUUCGCCUGCACGGCAAGGAUUACGAUCUGCUUUACUCCACCUGGUGCACUGGCGAGCACGAGUUCUACGAUAUGAGAAAGGACCCGUACCAGCUCACCAACGCCUUCAACCAGACCAGCCCUCAGCUCCUGAAUCGCCUUGAUGCUCUUUUGAACGUCCUCCGAACCUGCAAGGGAAAGACUUGCCGGCAGCCCUGGUCGACUAUCCAGCCCAGCGCCGAUCCUCCUGUUCGCAGCUUGACUGACGCCCUCAAUGCCACUUAUGACCAGUUCUACGCCAGCCUGCCCAAGUUCACCUUUGGCACCUGCCUCAACUACUACCUCGCACCCAACGAGUACGCCAUCCUUUCUUAGAGUGACAUGCGCCUUCCGCACAGACUGCGCCGCCGUGUCCAGUACAAGAUAUUGCACAGGUCUCCCAACUUUGGGCGUCCCUACUUGGGGCUUCUCUUCCAUAGCUUGAAAACGACUGACAUCCGGUGCCGAUGCCUGACUGGCUCGGCUUUUGGUCGAUAAACUCUUGGCUCUAUUUGCAAUACAC
Messenger RNA from Polychytrium aggregatum, 1843 nucleotides. RefSeq names its product alkaline-phosphatase-like protein. Gene Ontology annotation, biological process: phenol-containing compound metabolic process. The coding region runs from base 1 to 1656 and encodes 551 amino acids. Gene Ontology annotation, molecular function: arylsulfatase activity; N-acetylglucosamine-6-sulfatase activity; glycosaminoglycan binding. Lineage: Eukaryota; Fungi; Chytridiomycota; Chytridiomycetes; Polychytriales. The record is from RefSeq and is a predicted model, not a curated record. The transcript is spliced from 3 exons.